UUUACAGAGUCAUUGUUGACACAAUGAUAUAACAUCGGUUAUGGCUCUUCGUAUUUACAGAUUACUGAAGAAUUCUGUUAAGUUUUACAGUUUUCCUUACUUCUACUUUUUUUUUUUCCUUCAAUAAAAACAAUGUCGCGAGAAAUAUUUUCAAGUUCAAAUGAAUGUUUUCUUUUAGUAAUAAAUCCAUGUCAGAGUUAAUUUGCUGCAAAUCGAUAAUAUAUGGAAAGUAUUAUACGUUGCUUUUUCAAGAAUACGUUCCUGGGAGAGUCUAAAAAUUUAUCUAGGUAAUAAGCGAAGUGUAUACUUAAUAAAAAAUGAUGUAUACAAGGAAUUGUACUUGUGAUUAAUAACGAUCGAAAGAAUAUAGUCAGACAAUGACCAAUACCGACGAUGAUUUUUAUUUAUUUUUUAAACAGAAUGAGAAAACAAAAUUCCGAACACAAUCAAACUGUAAAAUAUACUAUUGGCAGAAGAUACCCCAGUAAAACCAAAAUCCAGAUAAAAACCAUUCUUCUGCAUCUCAGUAUACAAAGAUUCUCUUGUUUUCCUUAACUGGAGUAACCGAUAAAUUUAAAGAUGAAAUCAGUCCGCUACCAACUUCACUAUUAUAAAUGCAUAACUAGUUUUUUGCAGUGAGAAAUAUAACCUAAAAACCUACAUAUCCAUAUACAAUCAAAAAUAUCAUUGAUCAAAAUGGGAGAUGCGGAAAAGAAGCAGAAGCAACAUCAUCAACAACGCCAUCAUCAUCAUCGGCGACGUCGUGAACAGGAAGAAAAAGAAGGGGAGCAUACAGCAACGCAGUCGCAUACCGAGCCACCAGUCACAACAACCCCAGUCGAUCCGGAUACGUCCGAGCUUGUUCGAAAAUUCGUCACGAAGGAAGCAAAAAUGUCACGAGAUAAAAAAGAAAAGAAACCAGCAGUGGUAAUUCGUCAGCCGAAUUACCUUACCGACCGUAGGAUAUCUCAGGCGGAAAUGCAGAGACGCCACACUUGGCUUCAAAGGACAAGACUGAGUGUCGCCAUGGCUAGAAAUCGUUGUCGUAUAACACACGAAGUUCGAUUUCCAGAAACAUUUAAUGGUCUAUACUGUUCACGUUUUUCUCCAGACGGUGAAAUCAUUGCCACGAGUUUUGGUACCGGCUGUAUACAGGUACGAAAUGGCGAGACUGGCGAAACGAGAAAUACUAUGAGAAGUGGACUGGACACUUCCUUUCCCGUGAUGUGCUGCCGUUUCAAUCCAAUCCGCUCUGAUGUUUUUUAUGCGUCUAGCGCCUGUGGAAAUAUUUUUGCUUGUACUACCAGCACGAAUGAAUUUUCGCGCUUCAUCGAAGAACCAAAAAACGAAGUGAACACCAUCGACGUGAGUGUAACUGGUGAAUAUAUAGUUUCCGCCGGAAAGGAUGCGGCUGUCAGAUUAUAUGAUGCUGAAACUGGUCAGAUUGUAACAACUUAUAAAAAACACAAUGCUGAUUUACUCGACGAAAAAAUAAGCAAGUUCCAUAGGAUGAGAAUAUUUGCUUCGAGAUUUCAUCACACUUAUCCUGAAUUAAUUAUCACUGGCGGAUGGGACGAUACUGUCAAGAUCUGGGACACGCGACUGGGAGACGGAUCGAUCAGAUCGAUAAAAGGACCUCACAUAUGUGGUGACGCGAUCGACGUUAGAGAGACACAUAUCCUGACGGGGUCUUGGGUCGUAAGAGGAAGUCUUCAGAUAUGGGAUAUGAUGAGUGGGAAAUUAAUCGAAACGAUCAAUCCACAAAAUAGACCCACUACACUCGAUGGUGAAUUUCUUUAUGCCGUUCAGUAUUUUGACGGAGAUCCUUAUGGAGAAACUGUUCUCGCCGGUGGAUCAGGUACUGGUGCUGUUGAGGUGAUAAGUUUGAAAGAAAAAAAGGUUAUGGGCAGUUUUCGGGUUAACAAAGCUGUCGUCACUUUGGAUAGUUGCAGAACGAUUAUUGUUUUUGGAGGAAUGGAGACUGUCAUUAGGAUCGCUGAUUACAGUUAGCUUGCAGAAUGGUUAUCUCAUUAAUCGAAGAUGACAACAGCUCGAAGCAGACGUAACUCUUUUCUUCGGCUACAAACUACUUUCCGGAUUUAUCGAUGAGUCGUGAACGCAGCGAUCCACUCACCUCGGCAUCGUCUCAUCGAAG
Cephus cinctus (wheat stem sawfly) is the source of this 2155-nucleotide messenger RNA. RefSeq names its product suppressor of mec-8 and unc-52 protein homolog 1. The coding region runs from base 697 to 2010 and encodes 437 amino acids. The transcript has 10 exons. Gene Ontology annotation, molecular function: protein binding. Lineage: Eukaryota; Metazoa; Arthropoda; Insecta; Hymenoptera; Cephidae. The record is from RefSeq and is a predicted model, not a curated record.